GUAACCAGGUCAUGAUUUCUUCAAGCAGCAAACAUUUUAAACGAAAAUCGAAUUAUAUUGAAUUAACUGAAAAAGAAAUUAACGAUUUCAUUGCUCACAGUGAUGAUGAUGAUAAAACUGAUAGUAGUGAAAGUGAUUGGGAUGAUAUAGGCGAGACUGAUUUAUCAACUGUACUGUCAAGUUCAAUAACUAUAACAAAAGAUAGUACUGUUAGCAAGUCAUCUAAUGAAACUACUAACUCAUCUAGUCACAAAAUAAACGGUGGUGGUGUUGGUAUCAAAG
Schistosoma turkestanicum is the source of this 282-nucleotide messenger RNA. The record is from the annotation of a GenBank genome assembly. Lineage: Eukaryota; Metazoa; Platyhelminthes; Trematoda; Strigeidida; Schistosomatidae.